AUGUCCGAGGAUGUAGAGUUGGAAAUCACCGUUCUGGAUCCUACACGCAACUGUGUCGAAGAAGCCUGCUACGCACAGGCUGUAGAUGUACAACAGCUGAAGGAAUCAAAAAUUGCGGUUGGGUUUGCUGUAAAAGGGUCCGUCGGCGGGUACUGUAAGACCGAAGGCUUUAUCGGUUUUGGCUCGGACCUUUGGUGGCUUCCUCUUUCCGGUGUCGGUGGGUGGAUGAAGGAAAGGGAAAGUGAGAAUGAUGUGCUGGUUGUUCCAAACUACACGCCAAGGAAGGGUAUUUUUGGAAAUGUGCCUAGAUUCUUGUUUUGUCAAAAUCGGACCGUUGCCUUGCCAACGUUAUUGAACAAUCAAUCGCCUGGAGCAGAGGGAGCAGUACAAUUUACGCUUGGUCUUGAAAUAAAGCGGCACAAAGCAGAACCUCCAACUGCUCUCCACGUCCAUGGCUUGAACCAUACCGCCGCAGUAAGGACACGCCCCCGGCGCCGGUUGCCUACUGAUUACUCUCUGAUCCUCGUCACAAACAAAAACCAAACACAUCUCCUCCGAUCGAUUUCUGGUAUUCUCUCAGCUUUCGAUACUGAAUUGCUAAGAUCAGAAUAA
Molecule: messenger RNA, 612 nt
Organism: Fraxinus pennsylvanica
Lineage: Eukaryota; Viridiplantae; Streptophyta; Magnoliopsida; Lamiales; Oleaceae
Source: the annotation of a GenBank genome assembly